Hippoglossus stenolepis (Pacific halibut) is the source of this 4614-nucleotide messenger RNA. Its product is annotated as kinase suppressor of Ras 1. Lineage: Eukaryota; Metazoa; Chordata; Actinopteri; Pleuronectiformes; Pleuronectidae. The record is from RefSeq and is a predicted model, not a curated record. Gene Ontology annotation, biological process: protein phosphorylation. The coding region runs from base 293 to 2752 and encodes 819 amino acids. Gene Ontology annotation, molecular function: ATP binding; protein kinase activity. The transcript has 20 exons.
CAGAAACACGGAAACAAGCUCAGGCAGACAGACCAUGCGUGGUUUCAGAGGAAGCGCUGGUGCGCGGCAGUUUGUGGCGCCGCCGUGGAGGAGCGGAGAGACGAGCGGCCGGAGGAGACAGACACAGGCCGGUCCACAGCACCGCUGAGCCGGGAGCAGCAGAGGAGGCUCCGCGUCAGUGCCAACUCAUCCAGGAGCUGGUGGACAUCAGUCUCACAGGACCAGGUGCACCACAACCAACCAGCACAGCCAGCAGGAGUGACGCACGUUACUGGUGAAGCUGACCGAGUACAUGUGGACACAGCUGCUGUGGAAGCAGAGGGUACCAGAACGGGAGAGACCUGAAGCUCUGACUCGAUACCUGAGACUGGAGACCUGGCUCCUCACCGCUGACCUCUCACCCCAGUUUAUACAGGCUGCAGCACGGAAGCUCUCGUUGGACGGUUUGCUGCAGAUGUCCAGCUCUGAGCUGCAGGACACAAUGAGACGCCUGGGCUCCAACUCGGAGGAUCGUUCUCGCCUCACUGCUGCCCUCUCCUGUCUGAAGAGUGCCGAUGAAACAGGAUGCGACCAAAGGUCUGACUCCGACUCGGCCCCGCAACCUACUGGUCCCCGCGGCCACUCCAUCUCCAUAUCAGUGGCACCUUGUUCAGACAAUCAGAGACCAUACGUGUCACCUGACGAAACACCCGAUGUCUUCACCCUGGACCCAAGCACCCCUCCGGCCACCCAAACGUCAAAGACGCGCACCGCCAGGGCCUCCCACACGUCACCGCUACCUUCCCGAAAGCUGCUGCAGCUCCUCCCCCUCAUCGCACUGGCGAGAAGCAGGUGUCAAGAGUCGCAGCUGGCCAAUCGCAUCGAGGAACCUGCCUCACACAAGACCUGUAAGAGGAACAAAGUGCUGGCCGCCCUUCACAUCAACGGCUCUGGGAACAAUCCUGAGGAUCCGGCGCUGCGCUCGCCGCUGCUGUCUGCCCGGACACCCGGCCCUGUCCCCGCCUCAGCCCCAUACAUGAUGCCAGCCGUCCCCACCCUGCUGGACAAUGUGACCAUGCACAGAAGUUCCCCUCAGACAAUGAGGAGAGACAUUGGCCUGGCCAUAACACACAGGUUUUCAACCAAGUCUUGGCUCUCCCAGAUGUGCCAAGUGUGUCACAGGAGCAUGAUGUUUGGUGUCAAGUGCAAGCACUGCAAGUUAAAGUGCCACAACAAAUGCACCAAAGAUGCUCCCUCAUGUCGGAUAUCAUUUCUCACAUUGCCAAGGAUGCGCAGGGCAGAAUCCGUGCCAUCAGACAUCAAUAAUCGCAUCGAUCUCAUAGCGGAGAUCCCACUGCAGUGGGGCACUUUACCAAAGGCAUUAACCAAAAGGGAGCCACCCCCCAAUUUAAACCAGUUGGAUUCCAGCAGUAACCCAUCGUCAGCCACCUCCUCCACACCUUCCUCCCCAGCACAUUUCCAGCAGAGUAACAACCCGAGUGUCAGCACCACCCCUCCACACAACGCCUCACCGCGGGGCUCCUGCGACAACCGCUUCCACUUCCCAGAUGUCUCUGCUUCCACACAUGCUCCUGCUUCUCUCCAUUCUGGCAGCUGCCAUGAGUCUGGAGUGUCUCAGGGGGGCGUCACUGAGACUCAGCGACCAGCCACAGAACAGGAAAGGGAGGAGGAGGCUGAGGAUGAGGAAGCAGCUGACCGGGGCAGCAGUAACAACAACUAUCCCAAUGAGGAGGGGGAUGAGGACGGACUCGAGGACCUGCCGUCUGCCAUAUGUCGUCGUGGGACCGCUGGCCGCUGGAGGGGCCAAAUCUCUCGUAAAGCCAGCCAGAACAGCAUCUACCUGCAGGAGUGGGACAUCCCAUAUGAGCAGCUGCAGCUGGGAGAGCUUAUUGGCAAGGGUCGCUGGGGGAAGGUGCACAAGGGUCGCUGGCACGGUGAGGUGGCCAUUCGCCUCCUGGAGGUUGACGGAAACAACGAGGAUCACCUGAAGCUCUUCAAGAAGGAGGUGAUGAACUACAGGCAGACCAGGCACGAGAAUGUGGUCCUGUUCAUGGGCGCCUGCAUGGCUCCGCCCCACCUCGCCAUCAUCACCAGUUUCUGUAAAGGGUUCACUCUCUACUCUGUUGUGAGGGAAAGAGGUCACAUGCUGGACAUCAAUAAAACCAGACAGAUUGCACAGGAGAUCGUGAAGGGAAUGGGUUAUCUUCAUGCUAAAGGCAUCAUCCACAAGGACCUGAAGUCUAAGAACGUCUUCUAUGACACCAACAAGGUUGUCAUCACAGACUUCGGCCUGUUUGGGAUGUCUGGCGUGGUACAGGAAGGCAGAAGGAAGAACGUGUUGAGGAUACCCCAGGGCUGGAUCUACUACCUGGCUCCAGAGAUUGUUCGGCAGAUGAGCCCAGAGGUGGAGGAGGACCAGCUGCCUUUCUCCAAAGCUGCAGAUGUUUAUGCAUUUGGCACAAUCUGGUACGAGCUGCAGGCCGGAGACUGGCCAAUCACCAACCAACCCGUGGAGGCUAAAAUCUGGCUGGUGGGCAGCAAUGAGGGCAUGAAGAAGGUGCUGGCAGAAGCCAACCUGGGCAAGGAGGUCACGGAGAUCCUGUCCGCCUGCUGGUCCCCUGAGGCAGACGACAGGCCCACCUUCAUCCAGCUGGCAGACAUGCUGGAGAAACUUCCCAAACUGAACCGCAGACUGUCUCACCCCGGACACUUCUGGAAGGCAAAUGAUCACUUCCUCUUGGGGGCCGACUGAUCCACCUGCCUGCUCCUGCUGUGCCUGAUCUCCGCGGUCUCACUUGGAACCUGCUUUUCCUCCUCCGUCUACGCCUGUCUGUCUAUUCGCUCGCUUGUUUUCCAACACUCCUGAUUUCUGUCUCUUCACUCCGUUCAUCUCCUGGUGAAGGUCGUGGGAUCGUCAUCACUGUCUGAGAGAUCACUGCCAUCAGGGCCUGCAUGCACACUGUCCAUACAUGUACAAAUACAGCAGCUGAGAGGCAAUGGUGCUCUUUAAAACUGACACUGGAUUUGAGCAAAUACUGACUAAAUUAUUAGGAUUUUUUGAUUCAUGUUAUAUUUAUUCUGCCCACAUUGUCGUCAUGCAAGGGGAGCGUCACAUGACAGAGACCCGCCCAAAGCAUCUUUUGGCUAAUUUUUGAUACACUAAGUUGUCAAGUAUAAUAUACAUUAGCCACAGAGCCUGCCAUCAUUUGACGAGGCUCAAUUGACACACACCAAAGUCGCCAUGAAGCCAGAACAAUCAGUUGAGAUACAGGAGCAAGAAUGUGCUGAUCCAGGGAGUGUUGUCAAAUAGCUGAUUUCCUGAAGAGGUUCUAUAGAUCAUAGGAUCGAGGUUACAUGCAAUAAAAACUGGUACAUUUUAAUUGUCAUUUCUAGUGUAGAGGCAUCUUAAGGUUGUCUUAGUCAGGUACAGGCCACGAGCAUCAGUUACCACAUCUAAAUGAGCUGCUGUAUUUAUACAUGCAAAACAUGGGAAAUGCUGGCUGAACAACUCUAGUCUCUUGCUGUGGCUGACUGCAUAUUGGCACCAUGGCAGAAACGUUUGGCUCAAUUCCUUGUUUUGACGAGAUCCUUUCACAUUAUGAAAUUAUAUUUUUCAUGUUGUUAUUAGAUAUUUUCUUGUUAUUUGCAGAUACUGAUUCAUUCAGUUUUUACAAGAAAGCUCUCUUUAUUAAAGCUCUAGAAAAAUCACAUGCUGCAAUGACUUCCCUCGUGAACUGUUUUUUCAUUACAAGAAAGUUUUGUGAUGUAAGAAGAUAAAGGGAUGAUGUUUUUAUUUCCACAAAACUUCCUCGCGAAACGAGACAUUUAUUGAACAAAGAGGAAAGAGGUUUUCUGCACAAAGGCUCUUGCUGCUUCACCUAGUAAUACAGAGACUCGAGUUAGUGAUAUAUAUAUAUAUACUAGUUUCAACAUGAGAGACACAUAAUGGAGACGUUCAAACUGACAUGACGUGAUGUCGAGAGGAUUGUGGUUUAGAAACUUUUCCAUUUUUUUGUCCUGAACACCUUUCUACCGCUGUACAGAAAACAGAUGUUAAGACUUUGUUAGCACACUAAAAGAUUCAGUGGGUCAGAGUGACACCCCCCACAAUGAGAUUUAUUUAGAGCUGCAGAUGAAACUGUCGUAUUUGUUCAGUCCACAUUCGAAGCCGGACAGCAGCAAAAUGCUGAGAAUAAUGGUUUUGUUAAAUACAAAAGAGAUGUGUGAAAUUGCCACAGGUGUGUGUGUGUGUGUGUAUUUCUUGUGUUUUUCUGUAUCACUCAAGCGAACAAAGUGUGUGGUUUCAUACACUCACUGAUUGUGUCUGAAUGUUUUUGGGCUUCACAAAUGCAGUGGAAGCCAGUCAAACAUAAUAUAGCAUUAACCGAAUGCAUAUAUGUAUAUAAAGAGCUAGAGGUUGUAUUUAAUAUACAGUGCUGAUGUUUGAUUCGUUAUUGGUACUUCUUUCAUAUUUAUAUGAUUUGAGACACUGUAAACUGUUGACAGUUGAUUGGUGUUUGUUUUUCUCGGGAUGGGGUGGGAGAAUUUUUGUACAGGAUUUGUUGAAGUUUCUGUUCUGAACUGCUGUAAACAUUAAAACUGAUCUCCAAAGAU